AUUACUAUUUAUUCUUGCAAUUAUGUUCCUUUUGAAAAAGGGCAGUUCCUGGAAUAACAGCUCCCCCAAUCUCCCUCCGGGACCCAGGACCUUGCCCAUUUUGGGAAAUCUGCACAUGGAGGAUCUGAAGAGGCCUUACAGAACAAUGAUGGAGUUGUCAAAAGUAUAUGGUCCCGUUUUCCGUCUUCAAAUGGGAUGCCAUGAAAUGGUGGUGCUGACUGGCUAUGAGACAGUGAAAGAGGCUUUGGUCAACCAAGCAGAGGCAUUUGCAGAGAGAGCCUCUGUUCCCAUUUUUGAGGAUUAUGCAAAGGGUUUUGGUGUUAUUCUUGCUCAUGGUGAGAACUGGAGAGUGAUGCGGCGGUUUUCAAUAUCUGCAUUACGGGAUUAUGGAAUGGGCAAAAGGAUUAUUGAAGACAAAAUAAGUGAAGAGUGCAGUGUCUUGACAAAAACAUUUGAGACUUAUGAAGGAAAGCCAUUUGACCCGGCAACAAUUCUGAAUGCUGCAGCUGCCAAUAUCAUAGUUUCUUUUUUACUUGGCAAGAGAUUUGAAUAUGAAGAUGCUACACUUCUAAGACUACUGGAGUUAAUCAAAGAAAAUUUACACCUUGCAGGAACCCCUGGUGUUUUGGCGUAUAAUGUAUUUCCCAAGUUGGGAUUCCUUUUGGGUGCUCGUAAGAAAAUAAUGAAGAACCGAAAGGAAUUCCACAAUUUCAUACGGGCCACUUUCCUUGAAAAUCUCAAAGAGCUGGAUGAAAAUAACCAGAGGAGUUUUAUUGAUGCAUUUCUUGUUCGUCAGAAAGAGGAGAAUAAGAAGUCAACAAAUAGCUAUUUCCAUAAUGAUAACCUUAUAGCUCUUGUGGAUAAUCUAUUUAUUGCUGGCAUGGAUACAACUUCAAUCACUUUGUGUUGGGCCAUACUCCUAAUGAUGAAGUAUCCAGAAGUUCAGAGGAAAGUCCAAGAAGAAAUUGCAAAAGAGAUUGGGGUUCGUGAGCCAAGGACAGAAGACCGAGUCAAAAUGCCUUACACCAAUGCAGUAAUUCAUGAAGUUCAAAGAUUUGCUGAUAUUGUUCCAACCAAUUUGCCCCAUGCAACCACCAAGGACAUAACUUUCAAAGGUUUCUUCAUUCCCAAGGGCGUGCACAUUGCUCCAUUGCUGACUUCUGUGCUCCAUGAUGAAUCUCAGUGGGAGAAACCUCAUGAAUUCUAUCCUGAGCAUUUUCUUGACUCUGAAGGAAAAUUUGUGAAAAAAGAUGCAUUCAUGCCUUUUUCUGCAGGUCAAAGAAUAUGUGCUGGUGAGAACCUUGCCAAAAUGGAGCUCUUCCUCUUCUUUACCAGCUUCCUUCAGAGAUUUACCUUCCAGCCACCCCCAGGAACAUCUAAAGAUGACCUGGAUCUGACUCCUGCUCUUGGACUUACCACCCCUCCCAUGCCUUACAAGACCUGUACUGUGUUAUCUUGA
This is a messenger RNA of Protobothrops mucrosquamatus (brown spotted pit viper), 1459 nucleotides long. Its product is annotated as cytochrome P450 2K1-like. Bases 23 to 1459 code for a protein of 478 amino acids. Gene Ontology annotation, molecular function: iron ion binding; heme binding; oxidoreductase activity, acting on paired donors, with incorporation or reduction of molecular oxygen, reduced flavin or flavoprotein as one donor, and incorporation of one atom of oxygen. The transcript has 9 exons. Lineage: Eukaryota; Metazoa; Chordata; Lepidosauria; Squamata; Viperidae. The record is from RefSeq and is a predicted model, not a curated record. Gene Ontology annotation, cellular component: intracellular membrane-bounded organelle; cytoplasm. Gene Ontology annotation, biological process: xenobiotic metabolic process.